Messenger RNA from Epinephelus fuscoguttatus (brown-marbled grouper), 4159 nucleotides. It is a transcript of the gene adra2a, whose product is annotated as adrenoceptor alpha 2A. The coding region runs from base 470 to 1738 and encodes 422 amino acids. Gene Ontology annotation, biological process: adenylate cyclase-activating adrenergic receptor signaling pathway. Gene Ontology annotation, molecular function: adrenergic receptor activity. The transcript is spliced from 2 exons. Lineage: Eukaryota; Metazoa; Chordata; Actinopteri; Perciformes; Serranidae. The record is from RefSeq and is a predicted model, not a curated record. Gene Ontology annotation, cellular component: membrane.
CACACACAGACAGCAGCACGGCAGCGCCCGGGAUAACAUGAUUAGCGCUCUAUUAGGUCCGCUACUGAGCAGCACUAGAUGCAGCACAGGGAUCAUUGUGUGUGUGGAGAGAGAGGAGACACGGGGGGAAGACUUCACGCCUCAUCCGCCACAUGGAUCUUCUUUGCUUCCUAUUGAUCUGCUUAAAGAAGUUACCCACUGACAGCUUUUUUAAUGCCCAUGCGUCUCCGGCACUGGAGAGGUUGUGUCACUGCUCUCUGCCUCAGAUGAACUGACAGCCUUAUAAAUAAUCAGAGCUUCUCCUUGAGGAGUGUGUUCAUGAUGAGAGAGAAAAAUCCGGGAAAGCCUCAGAGGAGUGAUUCAGUCCCUUCCUUUCUCAGCCCCGCUGUGAGCUUCUAGCUGUCCUUCCUGGUGAUGGUAUUUGUCAACCUCAGGUGAACUCACAUAGGAAGUGGGCAGAUUUGCUCCAAUGGGGUUCAACAACGAAACCAACCAGACUCUUCCAGAUGUGACUCUGUACAGCCUGCGGAUCUCCCUGCCACUCACUGUGCUGGUGGGGAUCAUGAUCCUGCUGACAGUGUUUGGCAACGUGCUGGUGGUCAUAGCUGUGUUUACAAGCCGGGCCCUGAGGGCUCCGCAGAACUUAUUCUUGGUGUCUCUAGCAUCGGCAGAUAUUUUGGUGGCCACCCUCGUGAUGCCUUUCUCCUUAGCCAAUGAGCUCAUGGGAUACUGGUACUUUGGGGAGGUGUGGUGCGAGAUUUAUCUGGCACUUGAUGUUCUUUUCUGCACUGCCUCCAUCGCCCACCUCUGUGCCAUCAGCUUGGACCGCUACUGGUCCAUCACACAGGCCAUCGAGUAUAACCUGAAGAGGACGCCGCGACGCAUUAAGUGCAUCAUCGUCAUCGUGUGGGUCAUCGCGGCAGUUAUCUCCUUCCCCCCUCUAAUCACUAUGGAGAAAGAAAACAGCGAGAAGGAACCUGUGUGUAAGAUCAAUAAUGACAAGUGGUACGUCAUUUCCUCCUGCAUCGGCUCCUUCUUCCUCCCCUGCGUCAUCAUGGUCCUGGUCUAUGUGCGAAUCUACCAGAUCGCCAAAAAGAGGACGCGGGCGCCACCAGGAGACAGGAAGCGGAAGGAGAUGGCGAAGACAGCUACUGUGGCUGUCGCCAACCAGAAACAGAACGGCGUGGGCGCAGGUGAUGCUGAGGACCGGCUCUGCCAUGAGAAACUGAAUGGCGAGCAGGACAUUGAGCUGAAGGAGGGAGUGGGAGGAGAAGGAGGAGCAGGUGAGGAGAAGGGUGAGGUCAAUGGGGUCGACCUCGAGGAGUCGUCCUCCUCUGACCACAAGGUGAACAAUCCCUGCUCGAUCAAGAAGAAAUCAGGCAAGGGGAAAACCAAACUGUGCCAAAUCAAGCCCGGGGAUGAUGGCGUCCAAAAGCGGGUGCCGAGCAACAAGGGCAGCCGCUGGAAGGGCCGACAGAACCGGGAGAAACGCUUCACCUUUGUCCUGGCCGUGGUCAUUGGAGUGUUUGUCAUCUGCUGGUUCCCCUUUUUCUUUACAUACAUGCUAAUGACGCUGUGUGAGUCCUGCCCGGUGCCCGACACCCUGUUCAAGUUCUUCUUCUGGUUUGGCUAUUGCAACAGCGCGCUGAACCCCAUCAUUUACACCAUCUUCAACAACGACUUCAGGAGGUCGUUCAAAAAGAUACUGUGCAAGAGGGACACUCGAAGAUAUGUAUGAUGGACUCCAUCUUUAUGUACAUACUUUUUUUUUUUUACUAUAUUGUACAUAGAUUAUAAAACACAUAGACCAUUGCGGCAUGGUUCACUGGCUUAAUCGCUCUAGGUGUAAGUGCUUGGAAAGGCUUUCCCAGGAUGAGCUUUACGUGCAGCAUCUUUUCAAAACCACCACCCGCAGCUUCAACAGCGACCACAGCGCCACAGUGAAACCAUGUUUUUAUUGUAAAUGUUAUUUUUAUUUUUAUAAAUGAAACCCACAUAGUGAAGUCAUGAUAUGUGUUGUACUUUAUGACAGUAUGUUGUGCAAAAUGACCUGUCUGAAUAUUUGUCUUUAUUUUUGUUGUCAAUUCAAUUCAAUUCAAUUCAAAUAACUUUAUUUAUCCUCAAGGGGCAAUUUAACAGCAGCACACUGAGUAGUUCAGAGAAAAAACACACAAGACAUAAAUAACUACAAUAUAAAAACAUGGAUACAGUAUUGCGCCAUUUUGUAUGAUGUCAUGAUAAUGAUGACGACAGUGGUUAAGGUAAUGGUGAUGGUGGUGAUGAUGAUGUUGAUGAUUAUGAUGAUGAGGAUGAUGAUGGUGAUGACAAAGUGUGGGGGGGAAAUGAUGGCUCUUAAUAAGAAUAAAACCCAUUUCCUGAACUGGUCUCAAGGCUCCACAGCAAGUCAAAGCAUCAGACUGGUGACGUUAUCUCAUUUUGUAUGUUACACACACACACACACACACACACACACACACACAGACACAUAUGUUCCCAGGGUCCUUUGUUCCCCAGCGCAUUAUCCUCUUAAUAUGUUUUUCCUUAUUUCAAAUAUUUGUGGUAUGCUUUAUGUUUCCCUGAGUCAAUGUGUUUAAAUCACGCACACACAGCUUAUAGCCUAGUGAUGUUGUACUCUUUGAAAGUUACACCCUCAAGUUUGUGGGCAAGACAGUUUUCUUGACUUAAGAUAGUUAUAUUUCCACAGUGGUGAAACAAUUUUUUUGCAUUCAAACUGCAUAUGAAAUGUCCUUUUGCUAUUUGAACUGCAUAGCCAGCCCUUUAUAUCAAGAGACGUGGGACCCUGGGAACACAGGGUUGACCUCCACACACUAUAAAGGCUAUAGGAAACGGGGACAGGCAGCAGUAGAGUCUGUUAAAGGAAACAUUUGCUCUCAGAAGGUGCCCUGGUGUUAAGAGAGAGAGUUCCCAAAAUGCAAAGCUGUUUUACCUAUUAUCUGUAAAGUGUGAAAUGUUGGGUCCAGGAGUACAAACCCACGAGUCCUCUGGUGCAGUGAAUUGUAGACCAAAGCCGCCCCUCCAGUUGCAAAGUGCAAAUUUGCCGGUCUGUUGAAUCUGACCUUUGCAAGAGAUUAACCAGGAACUCAGCUCUUAAUGAGCCUGAAUGGAGUAUGUGCAAAUGCCUUUUGGUCCUCGGAUUAAUCGUGGAGGUCUUUAUUUUGAGCUGUGCAUUUCCCAAAAUUAAAUUACAUUGUAAUCUUUUUUUUUAUCUUCCAUGCGUGUGUGUUUGCUUUGGCUUUCAGAGGCAGUUUAUGAAUCAAUUUCAGAUGAUGAAUACAGUUGUAAUGCAAGGCACGGGAAGUGGAGAAGUAACGGUUCAUUUGCUGCUUUGUGUUACCACGGUAUGCGUCAUUAAGUGAAGACAUGGAGCCUGUCAAACCAGAACCUGAUUGACUGCUUUCUCUCUCUCUAUAUACUCUGCUUGAGUCUAGCAGAAUGGGUGAACAAAGAAACAAAAGAGUGACUAUCAUCUGUGCGGUGAAUACAGAGAAUAUAGCUUCUCCCAGCAGAGGGAGUGAGAAUAAAUCCGUUUCCUUUGACAGUCAGGAUGGCAGGUGAACAGCACUAUCCUCAGAAAGCUUAAUGGUUCUUCUGGGAGUCUCUCUGACAGUUUAUAUCCAGCACCUCGCCCCACAGAGCGGCGUGUGUGCUCAUGUUUCCCAGCACGUUUACAAAAUGUGUUUGGGUCUGUGAGAAAGAGGCAGUGCGGGUGAGAAUGUGCGUAUGCUCGCAGCGCAUGUAAACACAUGGGGUGAGCUCCCACUGGACAGACAAGCAUACAGUCAUGCUGAUGCUCCACGUUUGGUCUUGUGCAAGAUUUUGUGGGAUGUUGGCAAAAAUUAUAAUCCUGGAUCACUUUCUGUAAACAUCAGUAGCCAGCUUGAACACAGAGGAGGGAUGUCUAACUGAUUUUCAGUGGUGAAAUAAAACUGGAGACCAAAAAGACAGACUAUUAAGGUUCUGACUCUGCUGACUUUUUUUUCCAGUUAAAGGAUGAGAGAACAUUCUUUCAAGUAUGUAACAAUGACAUAUUCACAUGCCCUUAUUUACAGUGCAUUGGAAGAUUUAUGGUUGCUGUAAUCAUGCCUCUUUUCAUUCCGACAGUGAAAAAUCUCCUCUGAGUGCAAUUCCUAAUCAAAAG